This is a messenger RNA of Vitis vinifera (wine grape), 1381 nucleotides long. RefSeq names its product G-type lectin S-receptor-like serine/threonine-protein kinase SD1-1. The coding region runs from base 1 to 1230 and encodes 409 amino acids. Gene Ontology annotation, biological process: protein phosphorylation. The transcript has 7 exons. The record is from RefSeq and is a predicted model, not a curated record. Lineage: Eukaryota; Viridiplantae; Streptophyta; Magnoliopsida; Vitales; Vitaceae. Gene Ontology annotation, molecular function: ATP binding; protein kinase activity.
AUGAUUACAGACGCUGUGGUGCCAACAGCAUUUGCAGAAUUCAUGAUAAGCCAAUUUGUCAGUGCUUGGAUGGGUUUGUUCCUAGAUUGCAGAAUGAAUGGCAAUUACUUAUUUGGACCAGAGGAUGUGUUAGGAGAACACCACUGGAUUGCCAAAAAGGGGAAUGAUAUUAGAAAAGGAGGCAGUGGCUGUUUGAUAUGGUUUGGAGAUCUAAUUGAUAUCCGAGAGUUCACUGGAGAUGCUGCGACUGAUAUCUAUAUUCGAAUGUCAGCUUCAGAACUAGGUCUAGAUAGGAAAAAGGAAGAAGACUUGGAUUUACCACUGUUUGAUCUGGCUAUUGUUGCAAGUGCCACUAAUAAUUUCUCUAAAGCAAAUAUGAUUGGAAAGGGUGGUUUUGGCUCUGUCUACAAGGGUAUCCUAUCAACGGGCCAAGAAAUAGCAGUGAAGAGGCUGUCAAAUAACUCAGGACAAAGGCUUCAAGAGUUCAAAAACGAAGUAAUUUUGAUUGCCAAACUACAACACCUUAAUCUUGUUAGGCUUUUGGGUUGUUGCAUUGCUGAAGAAGAAAGGAUGCUAAUCUAUGAGUACCUGCCCAACAAAAGCUUGGACUAUAUUAUUUUUUACCCAAAAAGAAACACAACACUGGCUUGGCAAAAGCGCUUUGACAUUGCCAUUGGAGUUGCACGGGUACUUCUUUACCUUCACCGAGACUCCAGAUUAAGAAUCAUUCAUAGAGAUCUCAAAACCAGCAAUAUAUUACUUGACACUGAUUUGAACCCCAAAAUUUCAGAUUUUGGCAUAGUGAGAAUUUUUGAAAGAGAUCAAACUGAAGCAAAAACAGAGCGAGUAGUUGGAACAUUUGGUUAUAUGUCCCCAGAAUACGCAUUUUAUGGCAAAUUUUCUGUGAAAUCUGACGUCUUCAGUAUGGGUGUGCUGUUGUUAGAGAUAGUGAGUGGCAGAAAAAACAGGGGAUUCCAUCAUUCAGAUCACCCCCAAAAUCUUUUGGGACAUGCAUGGCUGCUUUGGACUGAAGACAAGGCCUUGGAACUGAUGGAUCAAUGCCUUAAGGAUUCCUGUGUUGAGUCUCAAGUACUAAGAUGUAUUCAAGUGGGCUUACUAUGUGUUCAAAAAUGCUUAGCUGACAGGCCGACCAUGUCAUCUGUAGUUUUCAUGCUGGGUAAUGAGGAAGCUGUGUUACCUCAACCUAAACAGAAAAUGAAGUUACUGUAACAAGGCUUGAAGCUAGAUAAACACGCAUGUACCAUGUCAAGGUUGAAGGAGAAUAGAAUCAAGUUUGUGGGUUGAAAAGGUUGUAAUACAUGUCUACCUAAUUUCCUUUUCAAGAGGCAUCUGGGUCUGAAAGUGGUGGCUUGGCAUACAC